AUUUAAUCUGCGACAACAAAGCGCUGCUGAACACGGAAGUGAGUCAUUGUUCCCGCAAAGGUGAGUCGAUUGACUUGUUUAAACCAGAUCCAGACCCAGACCCAGACCCAGAUCCAGAUCCAGAUCCAGAUCCAGACCCAGACCCAGACCCAGACCCAGAUCAGACGACGCAAUGAAAUCACUCGGUGUCCUAACACUGUGUGUCCUGCUCGGGCCCGGCCUGGCUCUGAACUGCACCUGGGACCGCUCCGUGGACCCGGACCGGGUCCCGGACCGGGUCCAGGACGGAGACCCCGGGUUCCGCCUGGGGGAAGUGGAGGCGCUGGACCCGGAGCGCUGCCGGGAGAAGUGCUGCUCGAGGCCGGCCUGUGACGUCGCUGUGGUCGGGCUCCCGAUGGACGGGGGCCCGCAGUGUGAGCUGUGGAGCUGUGGGAACCAGGACCAGGACCAGAACCAGGACCGGCCAGUGUGCGUGUUCAGGCGCGGCUCCCAGUUCCAGGUGUUCCACAAGCAGGUGAAGAAAGUCCAGUCGAGCCCGGAGAAGCUGCACAUCGUCCCGCUGCUGAGCUCCGGUGACCCGGACCCGAGGAACGGCAGCAGCCACGUUGUGUGUCGCCUGCCGGUGAAGGUGGGCUUGUGUCGCGCUGCUUUCCCGAGGUUCUUCUACAACGUGACCGAACAGAAGUGCCGCAGCUUCGUGUUCGGAGGCUGCGACGCCAACGGAAACAACUUUGAGUCUGAAGCCGAGUGUGAGUCGACCUGCGGCAGCGUCACAGGUUCGUUUCUCCCUCCGGACUCCACCCCCGCUCCAGUUCCACGUCGGGUCAAAGCAGCUCGGAUGGUUCCAGCCGAGUCUGAAGCUGCUGCCACCGAGUCCGUUCAGCCUCACAACACAGAUCUGUCAGCUGAUGACUACGCAGAGCGCUGUGGGGCGGAGCCUGAGGUGGGUCCCUGCAGGGCGGCGUUCCAGCAUUGGUUCUACAGCCGCCACACGGGCACCUGUCAAUCAUUCAUCUAUGGAGGCUGCCGAGGAAACAAGAACAACCACAUCAGCCAGGAGAGCUGCAUGGCUGCGUGUGCAGUGUCCGUCCUGCCGUCCUCCAAGAAAUCAGCCGAUGAUGUUUCCACAGAAACUAAAGAUGAGUGUCUGUUGACCCCUGACCCCGGGCCCUGUCGAGCUGCCUUCCCACAGUUCUUCUUCAACCACAACACCGGACUCUGUCAGUCCUUCAUCUAUGGAGGCUGCAGCGGAAACAAGAACCGCUACGGAACCUUGGAGGAGUGCGUCCGCCACUGCAGCGAAGACAGUUCGUUUGACACUCGUGGGCGGAGUCGUAACCGCUGGACUGCAGCCUUCUUCCUCUUCAUCACUCUGGCCGUCAUAUCCGCUCUGCUGCUGGUGACGCUGGUCCUGGUCUCUGUGAGACGUCACCGUCUGUCCCACCGUCCCUCCAUCAGUGAUAAGGAGGAGCUGCUUCCUGACGACCAGUCGUCUGUCGAGUCUCUGAAUCUGCCAGAGAGUCCCAGACCAGACCAGGCCUGA
Limanda limanda (common dab) is the source of this 1543-nucleotide messenger RNA. It is a transcript of the gene spint2, whose product is annotated as serine peptidase inhibitor, Kunitz type, 2. Bases 173 to 1543 code for a protein of 456 amino acids. The transcript has 10 exons. The record is from RefSeq and is a predicted model, not a curated record. Gene Ontology annotation, molecular function: serine-type endopeptidase inhibitor activity. Lineage: Eukaryota; Metazoa; Chordata; Actinopteri; Pleuronectiformes; Pleuronectidae.